Molecule: messenger RNA, 1398 nt
Organism: Paramecium tetraurelia
Lineage: Eukaryota; Ciliophora; Oligohymenophorea; Peniculida; Parameciidae
Exons: 7
Molecular function (GO): protein binding
Source: RefSeq, a predicted model, not a curated record
AUGUAAGGAUUAAUUCCUUUGGACUUUGGAGAAUAGUCAGAUAGAUUGGAUGGCAUUAGUUCAAUAAGCAAUAAUUCUAGUGUAAUGGCACCUCAUGGAAAUGAAUUUUCUUUUUAAGGUAACAUUUAAGCCUCAAUGCCUUAGAUUAAUCGAACAAUUAAGAAUUGUAUUGCGUUUAAUAUGAAUGAAUAAUACACUACUUUAGGAAUCUAAGAGGUUAAGGAAAAUAAAUUAAAUUUAAAGGAGUCUUACGUGAAGAUUACAGUAAUCAAAAAUAUGGUUGGGCUAGAGAGUAACCAGAAAAAGGAAUAUUAUAUAAAUAAUAAAGGAUUAGUAGACACCAAGAAAAAUACAAACUAGUAAGAUAUUAUGAUAGGUCGUUAAGAGAAAUUUGAAUUACAAGGAUAAAGCAUUUACCCAAAUGAUAUUGUUCUUACUGAAUAAGAACGACUGAUAUCACGCAUCCAUUGCAAGCUUAUUUGUAAAAACUUCUUUAGAAAAGAAUCAUACAUUAACCCAUUUUAUAAAAAAAUUUUGGGCUUUUUAAAAAAUAGAUUACCACAUUUUGUGUUGAUCAAAAUUGAAAAGUUUCUAGAAGAUCCGAAUGAAUGUUAUGUGUAAGACGUGGGAAGCGUUUUUGGAACAUAUAUUAGAGUAGAUAAGGAAUAUUAGAAGUUAAGGAAAAGUCAUCAAUAUAGUAUUGGAACUGACACAACCUUUUAAAUUUAAGAUUAUCAUAUUUUAGAUAAAAAUUUAAAAUUUCCUGAUGAAAAUUUUGAUUAUAUGAUAGAUUAAAUAAGGAAUAACUCAUUUAAAUGCAAUAUUCAUGGAUUUGCAUUUGAAUAAAAAUAAUAUGAAUCAUAACCCACAUAAUAAUAAAUAGAAAAAUCACCUAUGGAAAUUGCAUGUAUUCUUCAAAAUUUGAAGCAAUAUAAUGUCCCAUUCAUUUAGCUAAUUUUUUCUGGUUCAGGAUUGUAAGGACUUUAAGGAUGCUACCUUCAUUAUUUGUUUGCAAAGGAAUAUAAUGGUGAAUUUUCUAUUGGAAGAUGUAGUGAAAAUAGUAUAAGAAUAAAUUCCAAUACUAUUUCAAGAAAAUAAACAAGAAUUAGGUUUAAUGAAAGGGAAAACAAAUGGCAAAUUGCCGAUGGUUCAUAAGAUAGGGAAUCAGCUAAUGGAACUUGGUUACAAUUAUCAACAAUUGACGAGAGAGAUUAAAAGGUAGAGUCUCAACCUCAUCCGUUGAAACAUUUAUCAGAAAUAAAAAUUAAUGAUUAUAUAUUGAAAGUAGAAUUAUUUGAAUCCAGGUAUGUUUUUAAGAUAUCACUUUAAGAAAAUAAAAGAAAAGUAAUAACAAGCAAUGUUAAUAAGACUUCAAAUGAUGUCCAUUUUAUAUUUUGA